Alosa sapidissima (American shad) is the source of this 4644-nucleotide messenger RNA. It is a transcript of the gene arhgap9, whose product is annotated as Rho GTPase activating protein 9. The transcript has 21 exons. Lineage: Eukaryota; Metazoa; Chordata; Actinopteri; Clupeiformes; Clupeidae. Gene Ontology annotation, cellular component: cytoplasm. The record is from RefSeq and is a predicted model, not a curated record. Gene Ontology annotation, molecular function: phospholipid binding; protein binding. Gene Ontology annotation, biological process: regulation of GTPase activity; signal transduction. The coding region runs from base 373 to 2979 and encodes 868 amino acids.
GGGUCGAGGCGAGCGCUGGGUCUUCAAAGCGCAAGAACUACCGAAGCUGGUUGACUUGGCGUACAGUUCUGUGCUGGAGGGAGACGCUUACCUCAAGUUAGGAUUGCUGUGGGCAGCUGUGGAGCUGUCAGACUGAUUGGAGCGGUUGGUCUCGCUUCACUCCUUGAUGAGGUGCCAGACACUCGAGCCCUAAAGAUGAGCAGGGCACAGCUGGCUUGGUGCCAGUCUCCACUGCCCACCCUCCGAGAGCCUAGUCGCAGCAGCAGCAGUAACCGUAGCAGCAGUAACCGUAGCAGCAGUAACCGUAGCAGCAGUGGCAUCUUCAGACUCAGCAGCACCGCUUCGCAUCCCCAGGCCCACUGAGAGCCACCAAUGCUGUCGGGCAGUUGGCGCCGCUCGGGUCCCGCAGCACUGGGCCGAGGCUCGGUCAGCUCGCCGAUCGGCGGCGGCGGCAACGUGCUGCUGGAGGCCCAGUACGACUACUCGUACCGCGGCGCGGACGGACGCUACGUGGCCAUCCGGGAGGGCGAGCGCUUCCUGCUCCUGAAGAAGACCAACGCCGACUGGUGGCAGGCACGGAGGGUCGGCGCGGGGAUCAAGGGCAAGCCCCUCUACGUGCCGGCCACCUACGUGGUGGAGCUGCCCAUCACCACGCUGCACUCGCCACAGCCCCACACGGGCAGCCUGGACCACAAGGCCUCGGCUAACAAGCUGCAGCCCAGGGCCUCCUUCGGCUCCUUCACACAGGCACAGGCACAUUGCUCAGCACCCAAAACGUUCUGCCGCUCCAUGGAGGAUCUCAACUCCAACGGCGCGGGCUUGAUGGCGGGCUCCGUCGGCGGCCGUUUCCCCACCCUGCCCCUGCCGGUCAACUCCUCGUUCACGUCGCCCUCCGGGCACCUCAUGGUCCCUGGGGGCCAGCCGUGCAGCACCAACUCGGCGUCCAUGCCACGCAGCAAGAGCUCCAGCAAUCUGCCCCAGAACCCGUAUGGGGAGAUGGAGGUGACCCUCAUCGGGCGCGGCACACACGCCACCGGCCCCUCCAAGUCCUACAGCUACUGGGACAUGGCAGUGCCAGAACGCCGCUACAGCCAGCAGGGUUACAGGCCCCAUGGCCUGCUGGAGUCGCCGGGCUACGGCACCUUGCAGACGGAGCGACGGACGCAUCCCGCGCCUCCGAGCCCCCCUCCGGGCCAGCCGCCGCUGCAGGUGCUGGACCAGUGGGAGCAGUACCGGGAUCCCAGCUCGGGCCGCACCUUCUACGUCAACACGGUCACCAAGGAGAGGUCGUGGAAGCCACCGCGCCGGGCCAAAGAACGCCAGCGCGCCCCCAGCCUGGCCUCGCCCAUGCCGAGUCUCCCACGCGACACCACCCACUUGUCUCUUCCUCUGCCAGAAAUGGGCAGCGGCGCCAUGCACAGGCUGGCUCCUGGUUUUAUUCACAAUUCCCGUGAUGCAAAUGGUGGCUGGCAGCUGAGACAGAGCAUGCAGCGCGCCGUUUCCUCUGACACCAUAAACUCCUCCUCUUCCUCCACGGGUGACGCCCAGUGGCGGACCUCCCCACUCUUCGGGGGUCGAGACCAGAUGAGCCACUCCCACUCCAUGAUACUGCCCGAAUCCUCCCCAAACCACAAGUCUGUCCAGCAGCUGAGGGACCAGAUGACCCAUGUGUUGGUGGAGGCCCCAUCACCGCCCAGCUCCCCCGACAGCUUGGACAGCGUGAGCCCAGAACUUGAGAAGGCUGGUUUGCUGAAUAAGACCAAAAUUGCAGAGGGAGGCAGGAAACUGAGGAAGAACUGGAACCCGUCGUGGGUGGUUCUCGUGGGGAACAGCUUGGUGUUCUUUAAAGACCCCAAGACACAAAGCCCUUCCAGCUGGAGACCGGGAAACAGUCGUCCAGAGAGCAGUGUUGACUUGAGGGGAGCUCAGCUACAGUGGGCUGAUUCUCUCUCCAGCAGGAAGAAUGUCUUUAAGCUGAGGACGAUCACAGGCAAUGAGUUCCUGCUCCAGUCAGACACAGAGUCGCUCAUUAAAGAGUGGUACGGCACCAUCCAGAAGGUCAUCAACAGACUGGACCGUGAGAACCCUCUGGAUAACGUGCUGCUGUACUCUAUAAGGAGAGCUGGCAGCGUAGAGAUGCUGGACCACAGUGGAGAUGAGGACGACACAGCUCGCCAUGGGAGCAAGGCUUCACUGCCUCGCUCCAGCUCCAACCUGGAGAACACGGAGAGGAAGCGAGUGCGGAGCCGCCUGAAGAAGCUCAUCCUGAAGAGACCGCCACUGCACACGCUGCAGGAGAAGGGCCUCAUCAAAGACCAGGUGUUUGGCUGCCGGCUGGAGAUGCUGUGUGAGAGGGAGAGCAGCACUGUGCCGCGCUUCGUCAGGAUGUGCAUCGACUCCGUGGACAAGAGAGGGCUGGAGACAGAUGGAAUCUACCGUGUCAGUGGAAAUCUGGCGACCAUCCAGAAGCUGCGUUUUGCUGUCAACCACGAGCGGGCGGUGACCACAGAUGGACGCUACCUCUUUCCACAGGAGUUGGUGCAAGAAGAGAAGCUGAACCUGGAGCAUCCGCAGUGGGAGGACAUCCACGUGGUCACCGGAGCCCUGAAGCUUUUCUUCAGGGAGCUGCCUGAGCCACUCGUCCCCUACGGCUUCUUCCACGACAUCGUCGAGACAGUCAAAAUGUCCGACUAUUUGGAUAAGGUGGACCGUAUGAAAUGCCUGGUGGCCAGCAUGCCUCCCCCCAACCAUGACACUAUGAAGGCCAUGUUUCACCACCUCAAAAGGGUGAUGGAGAACUCCGACUUCAACCGCAUGUCGACCCAGAACAUCGGUAUUGUGUUUGGGCCGACCCUGAUGAGAGCGGAGCAGGACAAUGGGAACAUGGCCAUCAACAUGGUCUACCAGAACCAGGCCGUGGAGGUCAUCCUCAGUGAGUGCGAUCGGAUCUUCGGAACCGAGCCGAUGGGCUCCCACUGACACAGGCUCUGGAGCGCACAAGCACCGCGUGAACACAGCGUGAACACAGCGUGAAGCAGGGACUGGAACAGGACUCUGAGCCAACUCACUGUGAACUUUUUCAAACCCCUUAAGUCCUACAGAAGGUGUGUGUGUGUGUGUGUGUGUGUUUGGGAUGGGCUAGUUUUUUUUUGUUGUUGUUGUUGGACAUUUGCUCUGUGUCCAGCAAACAGUGUGUAGAGUAACGUUGGACUGUUGGACAGUUGGACUGCCGGACCUCUCCUCCAGAUGCUGGGCUGUCUUGAGCUCCUCCGCUCGCCGGUUCUGCUUCCCAGAAGAUGAGAAGAUAAAGAGAAGAUUGUGGAGAAUCACCCGCCACGCAGCCAUCAACAAAUUGUCGUAAAUCGUUGACAGGCAAACAUUUGAUCCCCGCAUAUGUGACGGGUCAUGACUAUGGAGGGAGAAGGUUAGGGAAUUGGACAGUCCCACUCCUCCCAAAGCCCACACCCAGAUCCACAGUCAUGCAUACCAUAUACACUUAUUUAUCCAAAGCAGCCUUUGGGGACAGGGAACAUGUGUGCAUUACGAGCACACGUCCCGCCCUGAGAUACCAAACACAUGACCUUGGCAUGGCUACACAUGACCUUGGCAUGGCUACACAUGACCAGGCACCUUCCUCUAGUGCUAGGGCAACAGGAAGACACACUGUUGGACCAUUUAAUCUACAUGAACGAUCAGAUUUCAACAUAUACAUAUACCCAUAAGCAAUAAUAGCAUUCCGCAAGAAAAUUAGGCAAAUAGGUUGGAAGUAGUUGGAUGAAAAUUCAAGCAGAGGCUUAAAUUGUAUGUCCAGUUGGAGAGAGAGAGAGAGAGAGAGAGAGAGGUUAAUGCUCGUCUUGUCAGACUGUGGAGUGCCUCCCUCUGAAACCCCAAUAUUAUAAUAAUUAUAUAAUUGAUGUAUUCUCGGGGGGAAGGAAUUCUCCCUUCUCUAUCAUUGACUGCGUAAACACUGUGCCAAUCCUAAUGAGUGUUUGACUGCAUUUUAUUUGAGAAAUUACAUCGUUAUUUUUGACAUCGGAAAUGUUACACCAAGUCCAUGUUACGUGAGGUGAAACAGACAUCAAACAAUCGAAAACAUAAAAAGUGACAUAAAGAAGAAAAUAGCAGGAAUGGAUGCUCUUGCCGAAAGAUCGGCUUGACCGUAAACGGCCACUUUAACCGAGGGAUAGGACUAUCAAUGUUUCUAGAGUCCAGGCUUGUCCAAAGGUCUAUGUAAUCCAUCCCUGAGUAGCUUCUGGAACAUUGUUGCUCCUAGUUUAGUGUGUGUGUGUGUGUGUGUGUGUGUGUGUGGGUGUGUGGUGGGAGCUUGCGUGAGAGAUACGGAAAAGUGUGGAGGUAUGUAUGCCACUUAGCGAGAGGGUGGAGUCCGCCCUUACGAUUGGCCCAAACUCUGCUUUUAAUAACAGAACAAAAGAGGAACUAGAAAUGCAUAUGUUUGAGAAAGAGCAGCUUUUUUCCCCCUCCGCGGCUUUGGUAAUUUUAUAUUGACUGUGGCUUUGGCAGGACACAAAAAAGAUCGAGAGAGAAGAAAAGAAGAGAGGAAAGAAGAAAGUGUAGAAGUAUUUUAUGAUUUUUAUAUAUUUAUUCAUUUUUUAUUUUCUUAUUAUUUCAAGUCCCAGGAGUGUG